AUGAGAGUAGACUUGACACAAACCCCAACAAAAUCAACGACCUACUGCACAUCUGCGAGCGACAUGGGCGAUGAACUGGAUAGAAAGAUCGACGCCAGGGACUCAGUCGCACUCAAAGAAAGGUCCACUCGAGUGCUGAAACCAGGAAAGCUCGAUGUUUUGUGUGGACGAGGUGCUCCUAUCCAGAGCCAUGAAGGGAACGUAAGAAUGAGAGAGAUUGUUUCCAAGUAUGCUCAACGCUACAUGGAGGCUCGAAAGUAUCGCAAGCAGCUCAUUGCAGAGGAAGCACUGAUGGUUCUAAAGAACACUGACGAUAAGAGUCCAGUCAGGUUCCUUCGAAAAGUCGACAGACAAGAUUAUUGGGAGGAGGUCGACGACAAGGCUGCAAGCGAAAAAGUUCAGCAUACACUUCGAAGCUUUGUGCGGAAGAUGGAAGGAGGGAGUGGUGCGUCGAUCGCUUCGGAGGGCAGUGGCUCUUUGAAUGACGGGGUUGAAAAGCGCAGGGCUAGUCUUGACAGCUUGUCACAAAGUCAUUCUCUUCCAGCUCGACGAACAAGUCCAUUGGAUGCGUAUGCUACCCACGGAAGCAGUCCACUGAUUCACAAAUCGUCGCUACUAGCCAGUGGCUUGACUCGAGCAAUGGCUCCACGAUACUAUGGUGUCCCCCCUGCAGCAACAAGUCAAAGCGCCGCUGAAGCAGAGCUACAACACCGCCUUGCUCUGAGGCAAAUGUCGACUGGGGACUUGAUACGAGUGGUAGCAGCAGAACGAGCCGAGCGACAAGCAUUAGCCUUGGAGAAUCGUGCUCUAGGGGCAUACGUAGCGCCUGCCGCUCGAUUCGGACAACUAGACUAUCAGCAGAUGCCUGCACCAGCGGCGAAUCUUGCGGUACAAGUCGCUGGAGUAACGGAAACUGCUUCAGCAGAAGGGGAAAGAAAAUCACGGGGUCAUCGUAGCCAACAAGACGAGGAGAAUCCAAAGAGUAGUAAGCAAUGA
Messenger RNA from Cylindrotheca closterium, 996 nucleotides. The record is from the annotation of a GenBank genome assembly. Lineage: Eukaryota; Bacillariophyta; Bacillariophyceae; Bacillariales; Bacillariaceae.